AUGCCCAGAAGACACAGCAGAGUGAUGAAGCUUCUAUUGCUGCUGGCUGUGGGGCUGGACCUGGCCUGGACCCAGCAGGACCAAAGCCAGGUUCCGGUACAGCAGGGCUUCAGCCCUAAUCAGGUGACAGUGACCUGGAAGACCCUCAGUCUGGCUUCCACUAACCGGUCCGUCAUUGAAGAAGGCGGUGCUUACCAGUGCUUCAUGACUGGUAUUGUCCGCCUGGCCAACGGCAACCUGAAUGUUACCUACUUUCACAGGAAAGAUGGAAAGUGCGUGAAGGAAUUUCUCGUGGCAGAGAAAACGGACAUCCCUGGACGCUACACCUUUGAGUACCAAGGCAAAAACUAUCUGACUUUCGUGGCCGUCACUAAGGACUUCCUCAUCAUGGACUACGAAAACCAUCGUGAAGGAAAUAUCCUCAUUGUGGUUGAGCUCCAUGGCAGGACUCUGCUUUCAGGUGAACUGGGAUUGGUGGACUAUUUGAAGCACACAGCCAGAAGAGGCAUUGGAGCAGGCAACAUUGAGGACGUGUCCUUGGAUCGUGCCAUGACACUCUUGAGGGCCUGGCUGCUGUUCGUGGCCUUCAACAUAGAUCUGGCCCAGAAGAAUCUGGAAGAGGUGCCAGUGCAGCCCGACUUUGAUGCACAUAAGGUGGAAGGACGUUGGUUUACCAUCCAGCUGGCCACUAGCCACAGGGACCUGGUCUUGCCCACUGACCCCCUGAGACUUUCCCUCCACUCCAUUCAGACAAGAGACAGUGGGGAUGUGGACUUCGUGCUGUUUGAGAAGAGAACUGAGAGCUCGGAGACCUUCUCCCUCAUUGUCAUCUGUCUAAUUCCAGCCAGAAGAAUGCUUGAGGACCCUACAUGGCUGGGGAAAUACCUGGUGUUUGUAGAGAAAUUCCACCUUCAAAAGGCCCCCAUCUUCAACAUCGCUGACCGGUGUCCCCCAGAUAGGGCCUAG
Molecule: messenger RNA, 966 nt
Organism: Microtus ochrogaster (prairie vole)
Lineage: Eukaryota; Metazoa; Chordata; Mammalia; Rodentia; Cricetidae
Product: trichosurin
Exons: 10
Coding region: 1-966 (321 amino acids)
Molecular function (GO): small molecule binding; odorant binding
Source: RefSeq, a predicted model, not a curated record